Molecule: messenger RNA, 2134 nt
Organism: Tricharina praecox
Lineage: Eukaryota; Fungi; Ascomycota; Pezizomycetes; Pezizales; Pyronemataceae
Product: general substrate transporter
Exons: 6
Coding region: 428-1990 (520 amino acids)
Biological process (GO): transmembrane transport; carbohydrate transport
Cellular component (GO): membrane
Molecular function (GO): carbohydrate:proton symporter activity
Source: RefSeq, a predicted model, not a curated record
UGGCUCGACUAGGUUGUUCCCCGCGGAGUCAUGACACGAUCUCCAGGACCGGGGGCCUACCUUCAUGUAUGUGCUCGAGUUGAGCUUCAAACAAACCCCCCCGCACGAAUGAACGUGGGUGGGGGAGGGGGGCCAAACCGAUGAUCGCAGGAAACGAACCCAAACAGGCCGGCCGCUGCACACUGCACCGCAGCUAUGGCAUAUCACAAUCAACCGGCUCGUUCAGGCUCCAACACACCUGAGCAUGGGAAUAUAUAGAGUGUUUUGUUUUAUACGUCUGACAAUCACGCCCAGGAGUUAUAAAGCCCCGCCCAGGUCACCCUCCCAGAGCCUUGGAUAACUCACUCCACAAAGAACUUUGUUCCUCCUUCCGGCCCCUCUGCCCCCCUGCACCCGAUAAAUCGGUACGAGGAGAAAAACCUUCGCCAUGAAGAAGGUUUCUAACAUCUACGCCAUCUCGGCGUUCGCCGCCAUUGGUGGUGGUCUGUUCGGCUUCGAUAUCAGUUCUAUGGCUGGUGUGCUGGGUACCGGUGCGUACAAGAGAUACUUCGAUAAUCCUCUGGACGAGAGGCAGGGCGGUAUCACGGCAUCCAUGCCUGCGGGAUCGCUGCUUGGUGCGUUGAUGUCGAGUUACAUCUCAGAUCGAUGGGGACGAAAGAUUGCAAUUCAAAUCGGUGCCAUCAUCUGGAUUAUUGGUUCGAUCAUCCAAUGCGCUUCUCAGAACGUCGGCAUGUUGAUUGUCGGCCGUAUCAUUGCCGGUAUUUGUGUUGGUAUCACUUCGUCGACCGUCCCCGUCUACCAGGCCGAGCUUGCACCCAAGGAACUUCGUGGACGCAUGGUCUCCUUCCAGCAGUGGGCCAUCACCUGGGGUAUUUUGAUCCAGUACUUCAUCCAAUACGGUGCCUCCUUCGUCGAUGGUGGUUCCGAGAACCCAAACCAAGGCACCGCCGCCUUCCGUAUUCCAUGGGGAGUCCAGAUGGUCCCGGCCUUCAUCCUCUUCAUCGGCCUCUUCUUCUUCCCUUACUCCCCGCGUUGGCUCGCAUCCAAGGACCGCUGGGAUGAGGCCCUCGUCGUGCUGGCCGAUGUUCAUGGUGGUGGAAACGUCAACGACCCGAAGGUGCUUGCAGAGUACAAGGAGAUCGAGGACGCCAUCCGUUUCGAGCGCGAGGAGGCCAUCAGCUCCUUCGCCGAGCUCACUAAGCCGAGAACCGUCAAGCGUGUCAUCCUCGGAAUGUCGCUUCAGAUGUGGUCGCAGCUCUGUGGUAUGAACAUUAUGAUGUACUACAUAGUCUACGUUAUGCAGGGUGCCGGUAUCGACGACCCUCUUCUAACCGCCGCCAUCCAGUACGUUAUCAACGUUGUCAUGACCGUUCCGGCCAUCAUCUUCAUCGACAAGCUCGGUCGUCGCCCCGCAUUGCUCGCCGGAUCCUUCCUGAUGAUGACCUGGCUCUUGAUCACCGGUGCUGUCCAGGGAGCGUACGGAGAGCCGGAAACAGACCCGACUCAGCCCAUUACCUGGAAGAUGGUCGACAAGAAAUCACAGGCCAAGGCGGUUACCGCAUGCUCCUACCUCUUCGUCGCAACCUUCGCAACAACCUGGGGACCCGUCUCCUGGACGAUGCCCUCCGAAGUGUUCCCCCACAAGGUCCGUGCCAAGGCCGUCGCGCUUUCCACUGCUUCCAACUGGGCGUGGAACUGUGCCCUCGCUUUCGCCGUCCCGCCCCUUCUCCGCGCCAUCAACUGGAAGAUGUACAUGAUCUUUGCUGCCUUCAACGGUGUCGCUUUCAUCCACAUGUUCUUGACUGCUCCCGAGACCAAGGGAAAAACACUUGAGGAGAUGGAUAUUGUGUUCGAUUCGGGCAUUCCUGCGUGGCGGGCCGUGCCGAAGGGGAGUAGGCUUGAUGAGCUACAGAAGGACAUCGAACAGGGUAAGAUCAAGGUUACGGUUGGAGCCGUUCCUGUUCACGCGGAGGAUAGCAAGGCCGAGUAAGGGCUGCGAUGAGAGGGUGGGAUGGGGGGAAGGGGGGGAUGGGUGAAGGAAGGGAUUGUUUUGGCCCUCCUUUGUGAGCUGCUGCGUGAGAGCAAGAUGGAGCGCUUGUAUUUACCUCUGAAUUGAUGUUGUUCCGAUGAGAAA